Haemonchus placei is the source of this 5709-nucleotide messenger RNA. The record is from the annotation of a GenBank genome assembly. NCBI's taxonomy places the organism in Eukaryota, Metazoa, Nematoda, Chromadorea, Rhabditida, Trichostrongylidae.
ACUGGCGGCACUUUGCCAGAGCGAAUUCUCGGAGUUUCAGUGCUGAAAAAGGGCUACAACAAUGCCAACAUCACCCCACUUCACACAGCUGCUAUUAAUCCAAAUGUUAAGAUUCUUGAACGUCUCCGCACAAUUGAGCCAAAUAUCAAUAUCCCAGAUUUGAACAACUGGUAUACCAUUCACUACGCAGCAGUAUGUGAGGGGCCUGAGCCACUCAAAUUCCUUUUGAAGAAUGGCGCUUCGCCCAUGGCUCUGACCAAACAGCAUGAGUCACCUCUUCAUGUGGCUGCACGAGCAGGAAGGAAGGAGAACAUCAAGAUUCUCUUGGAUGCCAUCACGAAUCUGGAGGCACCCGAGAAAGGUACUCAAGGAAUCAAGCCAGAGAAGUCAAUGAUAAACGCCCGGACAAGGCACGGUGACACGGCUUUGUGCUUUGCAGUUCGGUAUCAAAGAACGGAAGCGGUCGCCACUCUUCUUGCCCAUGAAACGGUACUCGUGGAUCAUCCGACAUCCAGUGGUCAAAACAAAAUAACACCCCUUAUGAUUGCCUGUAGUCUUGGAUUUCUGUCAAUUGCUGAACUUUUGAUCGAGCACGGCGCUCUCAUUAUGGCAAGGGACCUCAAAAAACGUACUGCUCUCUCGCAUGCUGUACUGAACGGGCAAGAGCAUUGUGCAGCUAUGCUAUUGGCAAAAGGCGCUGAUCUGCUUAAGGGCGACUCCUCUGGCAACACUCCAGCCCAUUACGCUGCUGCAUAUGGAUGGCUAGAGUGCUUGAGGUUGUUGGCUAGUGUAGACCCUAGCUGUCUGAAGCAAGAGAACGACUGGAAGCUCACACCGCUAUCUAUCGCUUAUUUGAAAGGUCAUUACGGUAUUGUUCGAUGGUUACUUGAGGAGAAAGCCUCGUUGGUCGACAUCAACGGGAAGGACAUGGAAGGGGUCACUUUACUGUCAUCGCUACUUCGGUAUACAAAUGAGGAUACCCACAGCGAGCUACCCGAGCAAAUCCAAUAUCUCCUAUCUCGUGGAGCAGACUGCUCAGUAGCCGACAGUCUGGGGAAUUCGAUUAUGCAUGUCUUCGCCGGCAUCAAAAUUCGUCUCCGUGAUCCAAAAGACGUAAGAAAGGAGGGCAUGACGGAGAAAGAGUAUCGCUCAUGCUUCGACUCAAUCAUGAAAUGCGGUGGAAAUGUGGAAUCGAAGAACGAAAGCGGAGAAACUCCCUUACACAUCGCUCUGCUUUCGGCGAACUUGCUGCUCUUCCGCUGGAUGCUUGAGUAUGUAGACGAUAUAAGGGCUGUACUGGUGGAUACGUGGUCCUCGGAUUUUACCCUACUUCACGUACUUCUUGAGCUACCGAUGAAAGUCUGGUCGAACAACAGUCUAUGGCUUGAGGAAUCUCCACCAUCUAUGCAUCUGUACGAUAAACACUGCAAUGGAGAAAUCGAGGUAUGGCUACGACAAACGAAUUCGAACGGUCUUCAGCCAAUUCUCUAUGCUGCAGAAGCUUAUUCCAAACUCGACAAGCCCCUACAUUGUCAAUCUGAUGAAGCUCAAAAUUUCGUCGACUAUGUUAAUCGAUUGUUCAUGUGGGGUUGUGAUUUGUGUCCGGACUGUUUGACGAUGAAAUCGGAACCGAAGAAGGCUGGUCUUGACGAAAGCUUCUCGGAUCGUUCUCCUGCUACCACUUUACCUUACAUUGCACUCAACAUUAGGCUCGAAGACGGCAGCUUACGCUUACUGAGACAGAUACUCGAGAAAGCAGUUCAGAAGAACGUAUUGAGAAAUGUGCUCGCUUUGGAAGGGCAGGGCGGCUUUGGACUGGUGAUAUCUGCGUUGAAACGAGAUCCAAGCGCUGCUCGUUUGAUCCUUCAGACAACGAAGCAGUAUGGUUGCGUAGAUGGUGUACACAAUGCAGUGCUUCGCUAUGAAACCAAGCCGAAAGAGGGCGAAGAAGGAAAGCCGGUGAACAAAUCACUCGCAAUGCUGUUUGUCGAGCAGAAGGCAUUCGAUCUGGUGUACGAGCUGCAGCUCAGCCCUACUGAUUGGGAGCACACCGAUGCCAACGGUGACAAUCUAUGGCAUUAUGUAGCUAGAGCGCAAGAUUUGAGAGCUGUGGAUCUGUUCCGAUUUCUGGAAUCUAAAAAAAUUCCAAUGAAGGGGAAUAAUCAAGGAUAUACUCCUUUGCAUGAAGCUGUGCAAUCAUGCGAUUGUUCGACGAAUUCGACUCUCGAACCAAUCGAAUGGCUGGCUGCUAACACCACGGACAUUCCUCGAGAUGUGUUCGGACGAACUCCUCUCCACUACGCUUUCGCCUCUCGAUCGCAGUUUACCAAGAAUGCACUUACCAGCGAACUUCGCGAUCCGAUUGCCGUUGUAUCGAUUCUUACUCGUAACAUGAAUAAACAACAGCUCGAUUGGGGUGACUGUGAAGGAAAUACGGCAUUGCACUUGGCUGCUUUCAAAAAUGCUAACAUCUGUGCUGUUACGCUUAUUCGUAAGGGAGCCAGUGUAUCUAUCAAAAACAAGGAAGGGAAUAUACCACUAGCAAUCGCAGUGCUGCAUGGACGACAGUCAGUAGCGCUCACGUUGAUUCAAGCCGACAGCAAUGUUACCGAGCAGGUGUUUCCUCCAAAACCUAAGGAGGUCGAGGACAAUGUUUGGAAAUGGAAAGGUGUGCUUGAUACGAAAGAGGAGCCGUCGGUGUCUACGAUUCCUGCCCAGAUCGUCGCAAAAGGAGGAGUAUGGGAAGCAAUGGUUUAUGUACUGCUGGAUACGUUGGGAACGAAUAUAACAUCAAUGGUACAGUUAAUAGAUGCGUCUUUGAAAGAACGGCAGUACAAUUUGGCAAAUCAACUGUUGAAAUCCCUCCAAACUCGUGUUAAUGGAAAGAAACUGCCUCGAACCGAGUAUAAUCUCCUGCUAACCUUUGCAGAUCAUUUCCGAGGUGAACUGUCCGAUGAUGGCGUCGAACACGCGGUUCUGCAUCGCCUUUACUUACUGGGCUGUGAAGUGAUGAACGACGGCGUCAGUUUGCCCAUAGAGUCAGCUAUCCGCCGUGGUUCCUGGUCGCUUUAUAGACAUUUUAAGGUACGUGCCGGAAAAGAUUUUGCUUCCCUUCGACCGUCUCAGCCGACCCAAGGACCCCUGAGGAAUGCAGUGCUGCGUCUUUCAGAACGGUGUGAUGCUGACUCUGAUGUAGUACUGCGUGAGCUCGCAUCUUUGCCACAUUUCAGCUUGGACGAGCCGCUAUCUCUGCCCCUACCGUACGAACUGGCAGAAGCUUCACUGACGUCGCUAUGUCCAAUAGCAUGGUGCUGUGCAUUGGGAAAAGAUCAACUCGUCCUCCGAUUGAGAGCAGCUGGGGCUGAUGUUAAUGCACCGGAUUUGGAAGGACGAACUCCGAUGAUGAUUGCUGUCCUUGCGAACAAAGAAACUGCCGUCCAGGCACUUUGCGGUGACGGGUCAAUGUCGAUGUCCAAGAAAAUUACGCCGAAGAAAACGGCGGCGCAUACAGCGACAAGACUUUUUCUUGGAGCAAUUAAUGGACGAAAAAGAAAAGCUUCUGAAAGUGACGGCGAUGAGGAGGAUGAACGUGCUGAGACUGAAGAAGAAUCUGAAGCUGGCAGUGAGCGGUCAGAGACAGAGAGUGCAGCUGAAGAUGAGGCUGAAACCGAAAAGGACGAUACUGAUUUCUCUCCUCCGAAAAGGAUUCAAAUUCUUAACAGAAAUCUGGAUCUAAUGGUUAGUGAUCGCAAAGGAAGGAACAUCGUUCAUUACAUGGUCGAGCCGAUUCCAUGGGAGAACAUCGAACUUCUGAGGAAGCUGCACAAAGAAGCGCCGGCAAAGAUCAAGCAGUUGUUGCAGCAAAAGAAUAAGGAUGGCAACACACCAUUAGACAUAGCUGUGAGAACGAAACAAAGAAGAAUGGCAUCCGCUAUGAAGGAACUGCUUGGUGGUUCGGCAAAGAAGGCAAAAAUGAGCAAUGGUGGAUCACCACAUGGUUCACCACUAAGUAAUUGGAUCAUGAUAGUACACAGAAUUGAGUUCCUUUCGGACUCAUCAUAUUUCAAUACUCAUAACGAGAAGUUCUCGAACACCAAUCGUGAUCCAGCAUUUGUAUGUACGUUCCAAGUAGAGGUUGAAUGCACGGCACGUUUCAUAACACUGAGUGAUGGAGCUAUCUUUGCUCACUUUUUCGCUCGUUGGCAUGCCGAGCACAGUGAAGUAGAUGUUUCCGCUGCAUCGAAACCCUCGGCAUUGAGUGGAUAUCGCGAGACUGCUGACCUUGUAAUAUGUCCUGUUACUCACCAAUACAUGUCGGCUGUACUGAACAAAACCGAUCUGAAUUACGGGCAAUACGGUUUCCAUAACUUCUACAGGAUUGAACUGAUGAAACGACGUGACACGAACCUUUGGAUUCUGUUCACAAAUUGGGGACGAAUCGGUAUGGGACGAGGCGAAUUCCAGACAACACCGUUCAGCACUCUUGAUGCAGCUAUGAAGGAGUUCAAAUCUGUGUGGCGAUCAAAGACAGGGCAAGAUUGGGGGCUAUUCUCGCAGUUCCAGGUUCUCCCCAAAAAAUAUCGAUUGGUGGAGACAGUGAAGAAGAUCAGCAAUCUUUCCGAGAUUUCUUUCAAUUUCGUAGAAACAAAGGAGGAAUCUCUCACGAGAAGAACAAUCCAGGAUAUCAGUAAUGUGCAAAAGCUGAAAAGUUAUGCCAAGGAGAUGGAUCGGUCAAUGUUGUGUCCAUUUGGUCAUAUCAGCGAAGCAGCUAUCGAGAGAGCUCGUACCAUUUUGAACGAUUGUGAGAAGAACGUGCAGGAUCUCGAGAAAAUUCUGGCCAGAGAGAGUCACAGCGAUGGUGAUGUGCUGAAGGCAUUCGAAACGAGUCGGUUGCUCUCGGGCGAGUUCUACAACGUAUUCCCGAUCGCAGAUUUCGAGUACGGUGCUGUAAAAAUUUUUGAUAAUAAGGAUGAAAUCAAUCGCGCACGUGAAACCCUAAAUCGUAUGACGGAAGUUGAAGUAGCCACACGUCUUCUAACUGCCGCUGCCUAUCGCAAAGAUGUCGACAAAAUCAGCUAUAUAAUAGCAGCAUUGGAGUGCCGGUUUACUGAGAUGAGUCCGACUGCCGAUAUGAGCCAGAAAAUCCUCCGGUAUAUCCACACGACGGGCGGUUCCGGUUGGAAAGUCAAGGGUAUUCUGCAAAUAACUCCGCGAGAUGCCACUUUGAACUUUGCCGAUUUCAUUGGCGACGGGAACCAAAUGUUUCUUUGGCAUGGAACGAAAGCCGUGAAUCUGUUGAGUAUCUUGAAGGACGGUUUUCUUAUAAACCCGCGUAACUCUUCAAUUACGGGUAGAUUGUUCGGAGAUGGAAUCUACUUGGCGGAUUCAUUCGAGAAAAGUACUCAUUACUGUCAAUCGUCUGCUAAUGGUUACAACUAUAUGCUGCUGUGCCGAGUAGCUCUAGGCAAAUGUUAUUCGCUGAACUCCUGGAACUACAAUUGGGGUGAUCAACUUCCAAAAGGCUACGAUUCGCUUCACGCAGUCGGUCAGAAGCACCCAUCAUCAUCCAUCACUGAAAAUGGUGUGGUGAUGCCCUUGGCAGAUUUCGUCGAUCGUUCAUCACGAUGUUAUGGAGCCUUGGAGUUUUCCGAGUAUAUAGUCAGAGAUAGUAAUCGCAUUUUACCGCAAUAUCUUGUUAUCUAUCAAUGA